AUGGCAAACAACAUUCCUCCUGGGUAUCACGUUGAAGUUGUAGGGGACGCUAGAUUUGUGGUACCUUUACGGUACUCUAAUUUAAAGCCCAUUGGUUCUGGAGCUCAGGGCUUUGUUGUAGCUGCCUAUGAUUCAGUACUCAAACAAGAUGUUGCCAUUAAAAAAUUGGCUCGUCCUUUUCAAAAUGUUACACAUGCCAAACGUGCCUAUCGUGAAUUUGUUUUAAUGAAACUGGUGAACCACAAAAAUAUCAUAUCAUUAUUAAACGCAUUUACUCCUCAACAAACAUUGCAAGAUUUUCAAGAUGUUUAUUUGGUGAUGGAGUUUAUGGAUGCCAAUUUGUGUCAGGUGAUCAAUCUUGAUUUAGAUCAUGAACGAACCUCAUAUCUACUGUAUCAAGUCUUAUGUGGUGUAAAACAUUUACAUGCAGCCGGUAUAAUCCAUCGAGAUUUAAAACCCAGUAAUAUUGUUGUAAAACAUGAUUGUAGUUUGAAAAUUCUGGAUUUCGGUUUGGCUCGUACAGCUGGAGAUAGCUUUUUGAUGACCCCAUAUGUUGUAACUCGUUAUUAUCGUGCUCCAGAAGUUAUUUUAGGUAUGGGUUAUUCUGAAAAUGUAGAUAUUUGGUCAGUUGGUUGUAUAUUUGCUGAAAUGGUUUUAGAAAGAAUUCUAUUCCCUGGUUAUGAUCAUAUUGAUCAAUGGACUAAAAUUACCGAAGAACUUGGAACACCAGGACCAGAAUUUAUGAAUCGUUUAGAAUAUGCUGUUCGUAAUUAUGUAAUGUCACGUCCAAAAAAUGAACCACGUUCAUUUACUGAACUUUUUCCAGAUGAUCGUUUCCCUCCACCUAGCACCGAUCAUGAAACAUUAAACGCUGACCAAGCUCGAGACUUAUUAAGUAGAAUGUUAGUAAUUGAUCCAUUACAAAGAAUUUCAGUUGAUGAUGCUCUUCAUCACCCAUAUAUACACGUAUGGUACGAAGACUCUGAAGUAAACGCGCCACCGCCAGCUCCAUAUGAUGAUUCACUUAGUGAAAGAAAUUUAUCAGUUGAAGAAUGGAAAGCGCGUAUAUUUCAUGAAGUAAAAGAAUUCGAAGCUAAAGAAUCUCAUAUACGUAAUGUUCAAAAUUAA
Messenger RNA from Schistosoma mattheei, 1128 nucleotides. The record is from the annotation of a GenBank genome assembly. NCBI's taxonomy places the organism in Eukaryota, Metazoa, Platyhelminthes, Trematoda, Strigeidida, Schistosomatidae.